Molecule: messenger RNA, 2127 nt
Organism: Varanus komodoensis (Komodo dragon)
Lineage: Eukaryota; Metazoa; Chordata; Lepidosauria; Squamata; Varanidae
Gene: SIAH1
Product: siah E3 ubiquitin protein ligase 1
Exons: 2
Coding region: 578-1519 (313 amino acids)
Biological process (GO): proteasome-mediated ubiquitin-dependent protein catabolic process; multicellular organism development
Cellular component (GO): cytoplasm
Molecular function (GO): ubiquitin protein ligase activity; ubiquitin conjugating enzyme binding; zinc ion binding
Source: RefSeq, a predicted model, not a curated record
GACACCGCCUCUCCUCCUUCCCUGGCGCUUGUUGGGAGCUCAAGCGGAGCAAGCUCAGGGUUCCUUCUGUAGCCAAUGAUUUUGCCACACGAGGCACCGGACUGGUCUUAGGAGUUGCUGCUUUUGCUCUCGGAUUUGACUGCGUGCCUCCCUCUUGGGUUUGGGCGCGGGCUCAGCUGUAUCUAAACUAGAGUUGCGGGUGUUCCGAAGAUCGUGCAAGGAUAGGAGUUAACUGGCUGGAGGAGGUGGAAAUUUGGGGAUCCAUUUUGGGGAGUCUUCCUGAUCAAAGUGGAUCUUAACUGGAGACUGGGCAGAUCCGCGGAUUCAUCCCUCUUGCGCUCCCCCAACCCCGGUGACUUUCACUUUGGAUUACUUUGGAAACUUUACUUAAAGGAGUGGAGUUGGGUUUCCACGCCCUUGCCUUUUUCAAGGAGCUGCUUGCCUCGCAUGAAUUUGUGCCCCCUUCUGGGUAUUGUGUAGCUCCGUGUGUCUCCAAGCCUUGGAAUUUCCAGGAGGGGCCUCUGUUGUGGAUUGUUUUUGUUUCUAUGGAGAAACGCAAUGAGCUGUCUUACUCCUCAUGACGGGGAAAUCCGCCUUCAGUUUUUUAUAUGCAUGGAAAGGAGUCCUCGAUACAUGUUUGCCAGGAAAUAAAACCAGCAAAAGAAAAGAAAUGAGUCGUCAGACGGCUACAGCACUUCCCACGGGUACCUCCAAGUGUACACCAUCCCAGAGGGUGCCUGCAUUGACUGGCACUACUGCUUCCAACAAUGACUUGGCCAGUCUGUUUGAGUGUCCUGUGUGUUUUGACUAUGUACUGCCACCUAUUCUGCAGUGCCAAAGUGGCCAUCUUGUUUGUAGCAACUGUCGUCCUAAGCUCACAUGCUGUCCAACCUGCCGAGGGCCACUGGGCUCCAUUCGUAACUUGGCUAUGGAAAAAGUUGCCAACUCUGUACUGUUUCCUUGUAAAUAUGCCUCCUCUGGCUGCGAGAUAACUUUGCCCCACACUGAAAAAGCAGAUCAUGAAGAGCUUUGCGAAUUUAGGCCUUACUCGUGUCCAUGCCCUGGUGCUUCUUGUAAGUGGCAAGGCUCUCUGGAUGCUGUCAUGCCCCAUCUCAUGCACCAGCAUAAGUCAAUAACAACACUACAGGGAGAAGAUAUAGUUUUCCUUGCUACAGACAUUAAUCUUCCUGGCGCUGUUGACUGGGUGAUGAUGCAGUCUUGUUUUGGUUUUCACUUCAUGUUAGUAUUGGAGAAACAGGAGAAAUAUGAUGGUCAUCAGCAGUUCUUUGCAAUUGUACAGCUGAUAGGAACACGGAAGCAAGCCGAAAAUUUUGCUUACCGCCUGGAACUAAAUGGUCACAGGCGGCGAUUGACUUGGGAAGCAACUCCUCGAUCGAUUCAUGAGGGGAUUGCAACUGCUAUUAUGAACAGUGACUGUCUAGUCUUCGACACCAGCAUUGCACAGCUUUUUGCAGAGAACGGCAAUUUAGGCAUUAAUGUGACGAUUUCGAUGUGUUGAGACUACAAUCUGACAUUUCCAGGCCAGUGUCUAAGGAACCCCCCCAACCCAUUGCAUUCAGUUUCAUAGAAAGUAAACAAGGUAAACAUCUUUGACUGCCAGAUGUGAACAAUUUAGUAGGGAGAGGCUAGCGUAUAUGAAGGUAAAUUAAUGGGAAGGUUGCUAAAGUGCAGGAAACCGUUGCAUGUAAUAACACUAAUAUAUUUAAAGUGAGUCAGCAGUAAACCACUGAAAAUAUACAUAUAUAUAUAUGUGUGUGUGUAUAUAUAUAUAUAUAAAAUAUACCCAAAAUGGGCAUCCUUUUGUAUUAAGCAUUGAUUCUACGAAAAGUGCUGUAAAAUAAUUCUAAACUUGUUUGUAGAUUAAUUGUACUUUUGGAAAGGAUACUGUUCUGUGUUUCAUUUGUGUUCUUUUCUUUUGACUGACAAGCCAUGCAAGGUGGUCAGAUAUCUGGCUGCUCCUUCUCCUUAUUCCUCCUCCUCGUCCUCCCCUCCUGUCGUAAGUCACUACAUAGUAUUGCUGCUGUUCUUGUGUAGAUUUUCUGUGUAUUUGCUAAUUUUUAUUAACUUCUAGUUUUUCAUUAAAUAAAUGAUUUUUCUUUUCUGUAA